Messenger RNA from Ilyonectria robusta, 1762 nucleotides. RefSeq lists its product as uncharacterized. The transcript is spliced from 3 exons. Gene Ontology annotation, cellular component: endoplasmic reticulum membrane. The coding region runs from base 475 to 1695 and encodes 406 amino acids. The record is from RefSeq and is a predicted model, not a curated record. Gene Ontology annotation, molecular function: metalloendopeptidase activity. Gene Ontology annotation, biological process: CAAX-box protein processing. Lineage: Eukaryota; Fungi; Ascomycota; Sordariomycetes; Hypocreales; Nectriaceae.
ACGACUUCGUGUUUGUUUGUUGUUGUUGUUGGUUGUGGUCCGUUGACAACACUGAUAUUGAAAAUUAAAAACCGGCGAGGUAAUUUGCAAACCCGUCAGCAAACAACGAACCCGUCCAGCAGUGCGUGACCACGUCAAAGGUGUCUCCAUCUUCGACCCCACAUCCUCCUCCAUCCCCGUGCAGUACAGCAUCCGUGAUGUUGGCCCAAGCUUGUAUCCGUACCAGUUCCGUCAUCCACACACGAGCAUAGCCUCCCGACUAGUCGACAUGCAAGGUGAAAUGAAGCAACGAUAGCAGUGUUAUGACAAAACUUCAGUACAUCGCCAAAGUACCUCACGGGGCGUCGUGCACAGCCUAAUUGCAGUUUUACUCCCUUACUGAGCCGGCCUCUCACUCACUCACCCAUUGACGUGCUCAACGGGUCACCCACGCACUCACACCGAAGCUGAGCGAGCAUAAUGGGACGUGGCUGAAUGAGGCUGAUCACCUUGAACACAUUAUCUUCCCCUAGCUCAGCCUCGCCUCCGUAUUCCACACAUCUCCUCCCUAUGAUACGUAUCCUCAACCCAGGACUUGAGCUUCUCUUUGACCACAAUUACCACUGGGACGAGUCGAGCUGGGCAGAGAGGGGUAAUUUUUUCCGAGUUUUUUUUCCUUUUCAUUUUUCAUUUUGGUACUUGUUCCCUCAUUUCCCUUUCCCGAUUUCAUCCUACCACGAGCCUCGAAGCCUCAAACACACAUACCUCCGCACCAGCUAUCAAGACAAGACCAUCCAAAUGUCCACCACCGUACCCGACUCACCGGAGUUCGGGACGUCCCAGGCUGUUGCCUUACUUAUUGCCUACACCCUCAUCUAUGUUAUCCCCCUCUACUUCUCAGCUGCCACCCGGCCGUCGCCUACCCGCUCACGAGAUGCGCCCGAGGCCAUUCGCGCCCGUAUCCUCGUCGUUUCGUUGUCAACGGCCGUCUGCUCCCUCGUGACGCUUGCCUUGCUCUCGUCCCGGCUCUCGUCCCAGAAGCAACCUCUGCACCUCAUGGGCUACUGGCCUCCUGGCCUCGUCGACUCUGCCCGCGCCCUCUGGCUCACAGCGCUCCUCUUCGCCGGGCCCCUCUACGAGUCCCUCGUCAUCGACGGCGCCGCGCGCGGAUGGCUGACUCUCAAGCCUCUCAAGGAACUCUGGGUUGACUGGCCCACCUGGAGAAAUAUGGUUGCGGGCCCCGUCACCGAGGAAUGUCUGUUCCGCUCCGCGGCCGUCCCGCUGUUGCUCCGGGCCGGCGCCAGCCUCACCAGCACCAUUUUCCUGUCGCCCCUCGUCUUCGGCCUCGCCCACCUGCAUCACUUCUAUGAGUUCCGCAUCACACAUCCCCAGACUCCCCUCCCCGUUGCCAUUGCUCGCUCCGUUCUCCAGCUGUCCUACACCUCCCUAUUCGGCGCCUAUGCAACCUUCUUAUUCAUGAGAACUGGCAGCCUACUGGCCGUCAUCCUUGUCCAUGCCUUUUGCAAUUGCAUGGGCCUCCCUCGCCUCUGGGGGUCACUUGAUCCAUACUGGCUCUCCGACCGGGACCCGGCUGCUGUCUUGCCACGGAAGAUCUGGACCGCUGUGUAUUAUAUCCUGCUUGUCGGAGGCUUGGUAGCUUGGUGGCGGAGCCUGUACUCGUUGACAGAGACUCCCAUGGCCCUGGCCGAGUUCUAAAGCCACCAAAAAGUUUAGUAUCCUAAAGAAUAUACAUAACCACAAUCGGCUUAGCACAUUUGAAAUC